Messenger RNA from Papilio polytes (common Mormon), 1320 nucleotides. RefSeq lists its product as uncharacterized. The transcript is spliced from 10 exons. Lineage: Eukaryota; Metazoa; Arthropoda; Insecta; Lepidoptera; Papilionidae. Bases 1 to 1320 code for a protein of 439 amino acids. The record is from RefSeq and is a predicted model, not a curated record.
AUGGUUUACGCAUACAAUGUAAGGAAUCAUCCAUGUUGUCAAGAGCCGAGUGAGAACCUCACUCUGGGGAUGAUAAUAGACGCUUAUGAGAUCUACGGCCACGAUCCCACAGAUAAGCUGGACUUCCUCGUCCACUACCAGAUAGAAAUGAUGAAGAUCAAACGCGCACGUGAUCAGUAUUUCAUCAAUGAAUAUGUCCACAUCGCCACUGAUCAUUUAGGCAGAUUUAUAACUCUACAUAUAAAAGAAUUAAAGGUAUUGCUGAUAGCUCUCGAAGACGCGAUAGACAAUAUGUUGACAAUGUAUGAUAACCAUAACGCUAUUAAAUCAGAGAGGGUGGCUACUUAUAACACGGGAUCCGGCGGUGCGGUGCCUACCGAAUUUUAUCUGAGUCAAGAGUUCUAUUGCGGUAAAAACGUCUAUCUGUUCGUAUCGGAAUUAUACAGUGACAUUUACAACAUGGGCCGAGGUCCCGCGCCAUACUGUAAGAGUAGGGGCUUCCAUUUCCUAGGCUUCGUUCACUAUAUGGAUGAAAACAGAUAUUUCUUAGAAGAAGACCCGAAUAUCGUGUUCCAAAUGGAUAAUUACAUUCACGGUUUGGAAUGUCACUUGGGUAUGUGUAUUUUUAGAUUUCCAUUUAAAAAGAACCUACAACACGUGCGAGACGUUUCCAUGCUACCGAAGGCGAUAGUGAAAUGCGGCACUGAUAUGUACAAGCUUCCCCCACUCACCGCCGCUUCAUGCGUCAUCACUUCUGGUUCCUUCAUACUCGAUUUCAAUAUACAGGGGAUACGGUUCCGUCACUACGAUUAUUUGCUGAUAAUGCCAAACGGCCAUACUUAUUACACUAAAGAGAAGUUUUCUCCGUUAGUCUGUGACCAUCAUGUCUGCGAGUGGAAUAAUACUAACUUUUAUGGAGGACCAUUCAUAAUCCCUGGAGAUCCAGGCACCGGUCUAUCUCCUAUCCCGCCAUUCAUCGAGCAAACGACGGAAACCUUCCAACAUACAACCACAACGCCUAAUGAAUUCAAUCCAAAUAUAACCUACACAUUGGAUGGCUGUUGGUUCAUGUUUCCUCCUAACUAUGGCUCCAUCGCCGGUAUCAGUUAUCUCGACCCGCUGUCUAUAAAUGAAUACCGCUACACGUGUCAAGGUGCUGGAACUAAUAAGGGUCUGUAUUGGUAUCCACAAUGGAUGGGUGCUCCGCCGCAUCACCCCUACCCGCAGUCGGAUGACGCGCCCGCGGAAAUGCCGCAGGGCCUCGCUGGCUCAUACUACCCCCAUCUACAGCAUAUACCAGCCAAUAACAUACCCGUAUAA